This is a messenger RNA of Sesamum indicum (sesame), 1131 nucleotides long. RefSeq names its product 20S proteasome alpha subunit C1 (gene PAC1). Gene Ontology annotation, cellular component: proteasome core complex, alpha-subunit complex; proteasome core complex. Gene Ontology annotation, biological process: ubiquitin-dependent protein catabolic process. NCBI's taxonomy places the organism in Eukaryota, Viridiplantae, Streptophyta, Magnoliopsida, Lamiales, Pedaliaceae. The record is from RefSeq and is a predicted model, not a curated record.
CUUGGAAGAAAAGGCAGCUUACCAAAAUAUAUACUCCCGCUGCUCCUCUCAAACUCCGAUAUUCAUCCACCCCUUUUAACGUUUUUUCUUUAAUUAUUCAUUCCAUUUUGCCAGAUCCAUAUUCCCAUCUUCCAUCAGCUUGAUCUCAUUAUUCAAGCAUUUCUGUGUAGAACAUAAUAUGUCGCGGAGAUAUGACAGUCGGACAACAAUCUUCUCCCCAGAAGGUCGCCUUUACCAAGUUGAGUAUGCAAUGGAGGCGAUUGGCAAUGCAGGGAGUGCCAUAGGCAUAUUGUCUAAAGAUGGGGUUGUGCUGGUUGGUGAAAAGAAAGUGACUUCCAAGCUUUUACAGACCUCCGCGUCCACUGAGAAAAUGUACAAGAUUGAUGACCAUGUAGCAUGUGCUGUUGCUGGUAUUAUGUCUGACGCUAACAUCCUUAUUAACACAGCAAGAGUCCAAGCUCAGCGGUAUACUUAUGCCUACCAAGAACCAAUGCCAGUUGAACAACUAGUUCAAUCCUUGUGUGACACCAAGCAAGGCUACACCCAGUUUGGUGGACUUCGUCCAUUUGGUGUUUCAUUCCUAUUCGCAGGUUGGGAUAAGAACUAUGGUUUUCAGCUCUACAUGAGUGACCCUAGUGGAAAUUACAGUGGUUGGAAGGCUGCAGCUAUUGGAGCAAAUAAUCAGGCAGCUCAGUCAAUGCUUAAGCAGGACUACAAGGAUGAUCUCACGAGGGAAGAGGCUGUUCAGCUUGCUCUGAAGGUGCUUAGUAAGACAAUGGAUAGUACUAGUCUCACUUCGGAGAAGCUGGAGUUGGCAGAGGUCUUCCUCUAUAAUGGAAAAGUUAAGUACCAGGUGUGCUCGCCAGAGGCGUUGAGUAAGCUGUUACUGAAGUCUGGAGUUACUCAACCUGCAGCAGAUGCUUCUUAAGCUCAGUAUUUUGAUCAAACUUACUGUCUCAACUUGUUUUGCUGUAUGGUUAAGUUCAUGCUUAUCGAAUGUGAUGUCCGAUGUUGAAUUCUAUCCGAGAUGCAGUUUGCCAUUUGAAUGUUUGCUUUUUUAACUUUUUCCCUUUUUUUCUGCCCCUGGUAUGUUUAUGAUGCAGUUUGCCAUUUGAAAGUUUGCUUUUUUUA